Messenger RNA from Tripterygium wilfordii, 2148 nucleotides. Its product is annotated as probable pectinesterase/pectinesterase inhibitor 21. The coding region runs from base 259 to 1974 and encodes 571 amino acids. The record is from RefSeq and is a predicted model, not a curated record. The transcript has 2 exons. NCBI's taxonomy places the organism in Eukaryota, Viridiplantae, Streptophyta, Magnoliopsida, Celastrales, Celastraceae. Gene Ontology annotation, molecular function: pectinesterase inhibitor activity; pectinesterase activity. Gene Ontology annotation, biological process: cell wall modification.
AUUUGCCAACAGAACUAACUGCCAUUUGAGCCAAAACUAUAUUUAGUCUUCCCUACAUACCCUAUAUAGAACUCCUCUCCUUUCACAAAUUCUCCAUAAACCAGAGCCCAAGGGGCAUCAAAGACCAGCUACUCUGCGUAAGAGAGCCCCAGCAGCUCUGUUUAUAUAACCCUAAAUUAUCUCAUUUGCAUUUUCAGACAAAAAAAAGAAAGAAAGUAAGAAGAAAAAAUUGAAUUUCAUUAGGCUGUUCUGUUAAGGAUGGCGUACGGAUCAAGUGAUGAUGCAGGCAAGAAGAAGAAGGUCGCGAUCAUUGGCGUCUCUUCAUUGAUUCUGGUGGCUAUGGUUGUUGCUGUGGCAGUUGGGAUUAACAGCAACAGCUCGGGUUCAUCAGACUCCGGCAAAGCUGCUCCAGCCAGCGAGAUUUCAACAUCAUCAAAGGCGGUUAAGGCCCUCUGUGCACCAACUGAUUACAAGGAAACCUGUGUCAAAAGCCUUGAACCAGCAGCCGGAAACACCACCGACCCAAAAGAGCUUAUCAAGAUUGCAUUCGACGUCACAAUGAAGACGAUCAAAGAAGCAAUUGCAAACUCCACAACCUUGAAUGAUCUGGCCAAGGACCCAAGAGGGAAAGCAGCUCUUGACAAUUGCCAAGAAUUAAUGGAACUUGCCAUUGAUGAUCUCAAAGAGUCAUUUGAGAAAAUCGGAACUUUCGAAAUGAGCAAGCUCCAAACGUUUGUUGAGGACCUCAAGACUUGGAUCAGCGGCUCUCUAACAUACCAACAAACAUGCAUGGAUGGAUUCCAGAACACAACAGGCGAAGCUGGAAAGAAAAUGAAGGAAUUCUUGAAAACUUCAUGGCAACUCACAAGCAAUGGCCUUGCCAUGGUUGAUGAAUUCUCUAAAGCCAUUGGUUCUUUAAAUUUUCAAGGCACAAGUCGUCGUCUUAUGGAGAGCGGUGAAGCCCCUUCGUGGCUCGAUUCCAGUAAGCGCAAGCUUUUAGCUGCAACUCCAGCCACAAUCAAACCCGACGUUGUGGUGGCUAAAGAUGGAACUGGCAAGUACAAGACUAUCAAUGAGGCCUUGAAAGCAGUACCUAUCAAGAGUCCAAAACAAUUUGUUAUUCACAUCAAGGCUGGUAUCUACAAGGAGAAGGUUGAUGUUCCAAAGAAUUUGACAAAUGUUGUGAUGCUCGGGGACGGCCCAAAAAAGACCAGAAUCACCGGAGACAUCAGCUACGUCCAAGGCGUCACCACCACCUGGCAAACUGCCACAUUCUCUGCUGUUGGAGCUGGAUUCAUGGCAAAGGACAUUGGGUUCGAGAACACAGCAGGACCUGAAGGACACCAAGCAGUGGCAUUGCGUGUGCAGGCCGACAAGUCUGUGUUCUACAAUUGCCAUAUGGAUGGUUACCAAGACACACUCUACACCCACGCCCACCGCCAAUUCUUCCGCGACUGCACCAUCUCGGGCACCAUUGAUUUCGUCUUUGGCAACGCCCUUGCUAUAUUCCAGAACUGCAAACUGGUAGUCAGGAAGCCCAUGGAAAACCAACAGUGCAUUGUCACCGCACAAGGCAGGCUCGACCAGCGUGAACCAACCGCCAUAGUCUUCCAAAACUGCUCCAUCACAGCAGAACCUGCGUUACUAGCUGUCAAGGACAUAAACAAAUCUUACCUCGCCCGGCCAUGGAAGGAAUACUCCAGGUUCAUACUCAUGCAGUCUCAGAUUGAUGCCUUCAUCCAACCUCAUGGAUUCUUGCCAUGGAUGGGUACAUUCGCCAUCAACACAUGCUGGUAUGCUGAGUUUGGUAACAGAGGACCUGGUGCUGUCACUGCACAAAGAGUCACAUGGCCUGGUAUCAAGAAACUCACAGCAGAAAGUGCUGUGGAUUUCACUGCAGCAAAGUUCUUCCUUGGUGAUACCUGGAUUCCUGCCACUGGAGUUCCCUACGAUGCUGGCAUGAUGAAUGUGUAGAACAAGAAAGAAGAAGAAGAAGAAGAAGAAGAACAGCUUUUCAAAUAGUUAGUGGAUGGAGAGAGUGGUUCUGAUUGUAACAUUAAUUUAGUAAGUCUUUAAUUAUACUUUGUAUUAUCAACUCAAAACAGAGGAAACUGUGUAAAUUGAAGAGCUCAAGAAACAAGUAUUAUA